Messenger RNA from Chanos chanos (milkfish), 1452 nucleotides. RefSeq names its product cAMP responsive element binding protein 5b (gene creb5b). Gene Ontology annotation, molecular function: DNA binding; DNA-binding transcription factor activity. The transcript has 10 exons. The record is from RefSeq and is a predicted model, not a curated record. Bases 10 to 1452 code for a protein of 480 amino acids. Lineage: Eukaryota; Metazoa; Chordata; Actinopteri; Gonorynchiformes; Chanidae. Gene Ontology annotation, biological process: regulation of DNA-templated transcription.
CUGACAGUAAUGAACUCUGAGCAGGAAAGGCCGUUUGUGUGCAGCGCCCCGGGCUGCUCUCAGAGAUUCCCCACAGAGGACCACCUUAUAAUCCACAGACACAAGCAUGAGAUGACACUGAAGUUCCCUUCUAUUAAGAAUGAUAACGUGCUGUCAGAUCAGACUCCAACGCCAACCCGUUUCCUAAAGAACUGUGAGGAAGUUGGGCUUUUCAGUGAGCUGGACUGCUCUAUAGAGCAGGACUUCUGUAAGACACAUGAUGAAGAGGACACCAAACAGAACAUCUCUCUGCAUGGGCCAACAGGCCCUAACCAGCACUCCCAGUCACAUGCACGAAUGUCCAGUCAUGACUCCAGUAUAGUGAUCCAGCAGGCUCUACCCUCACCCCAGUCCAGUUCAGUCAUCACCCAGGCUCCCUCCACCAACAGGCAAAUUGGGCCGGUUCCUGGCUCUCUAUCCUCUCUCCUUCACUUGAGGAACCGACAGAGACAACCGCUUCCAGCCUCCAUCCCUGCCACACUGCCAGACCCAACAAUGCAGGGCUCCUCUGCUGUCCUAAUGCCGAUGGAGAGACAGAUGUCUAUGGGUUCCAGUAUGAUGGGCAUGCAACAGCACAGCACAUCCCACAGCAGCCCAUGCUCCUCUACUCAUGUUCCCUCUAUGCACUCUGAGGCCAAACUGAGGCUGAAAGCUGCCUUGGCCCAUCACCCAGGCGCCGUCGCCAAUGGCAACAUGAACACCAUGGGUCACAUGAUGGAGAUGAUGUCAUCACGGCCGGAGCAAAGCGGGCACCACCACAUGCACUCCCACCCACACCAGCACUUGCAGGCUCCACCCCACGCCUACCAGCACCACGCCCACCACCACAGUCACGCCCAGGCUGGACACCAUCACCCACAUCACAACUCCCAUCCAUCUCACCUACACCCCGCCCACAGCCAUCAGUCCUCCUCACACCAGCCAAUGCACUCAGCCGCUGCCUCACAGUUAUCUCCGGCUGCACAGCAGAUGCAAGCCACGCAAACAUUGCAGUCACCGCCUCCCAGCGGAGGUCGCCGCAGACGUGUGGUGGACGAGGAUCCUGACGAACGCAGACGGAAGUUUCUGGAAAGGAACCGGGCGGCGGCCACCCGCUGCCGACAGAAGAGGAAAGUUUGGGUGAUGUCUUUGGAGAAGAAAGCAGAAGAACUCACACAAACCAACAUGCAGCUACAGAAUGAGGUAACCAUGCUGAAGAAUGAGGUGACUCAGCUGAAACAACUCCUGUUGACACAUAAAGACUGUCCAAUCACAGCCAUGCAGAAGGAGACCCAGGGAUACCUUAGUCCAGAGAGCAGCCCAGCAGGAAGUCCUGCCCCUGCAGCCCCCCAGCAAGUCAUUCAGCACAACACCAUCACCACAUCCAGCUCUGCCCCCAACCACCGCACAGACAUCAACAACCCCAUCCAUUAA